AUGAGGAACGUUUCCCCCCGCGGGCUGUUGAAGUUACUCGGCGCGGCGGCCGCUCUGCUCCUGUCCGCUCACUUUCUCCUCAGCGCGGUCCUCAAACGCACCGCGGUUCCGAAUCCACUUCCGGUCGAGGACCGGCUCAUAUCCCCCCUCGCCUACCGGUACCUGCUCAACCAGCCGGAGGCCUGCCGAGACCGGAGCCCCUUCCUGGUGUUCAUGGUACCGGUCGCCCCGCGCGACACCGCCGCGCGAGACGCCGUCCGGCGGACGUGGGGCGCCCCGCGGCGGGAAACGCUCACCCUGUUCUACGCCGGCCUGUCGGAGGCCGGCUCCCCCGAGCAAGAGGCGCUGGACCGGGAGAGCAGGCUCCACGGAGACAUCGUCCAGAUGGACUUCGUGGACAGUUACCGGAACCUGACCAUCAAGACGAUGAUGAUGAUGAAAUGGCUGGCCAGCCACUGCCCUUACGCCACCUACGCCAUGAAGGUGGACGCGGACAUCUUCGUGAACGUGAACCACCUCCUCCGCCGGCUCCAGAGCAGCCCCCGGCUGGGCUUCAUCACCGGCUCCGUCAUCCGGGACGGCCGGCCCCGGAGAGACCCGGCCAGCAAGUGGUAUCUGUCCGCGGAGCAGUACCCGGAGGCCCGCUUCCCGCCGUACGUGUCCGGGGCCGGCUACGUCUUCUCCACCGACCUGGCGGGCCGGAUCUCCUGGGCGUCCAGGUUCGUGCGGUCCAUCCCCCUGGAGGACGUCUACGUGGGUUUGUGCCUGCGCGUGCUGGGCGUGCGGCCGGUCUACUCCCACGCGCCGCCCUUCGCGCGCAGCCUGUUCGCGGUGCAGCGGCUGCCCUAUGACCGCUGCGCCUUCAGCCGGAUGGUCAUCGUCAACGGCUUCCGGCCGCACGAGCUCCUGCGCGCCUGGGAGGACUUCUCCAGGGGCCACGCGGACUGCUGA
This is a messenger RNA of Menidia menidia (Atlantic silverside), 951 nucleotides long. Lineage: Eukaryota; Metazoa; Chordata; Actinopteri; Atheriniformes; Atherinopsidae. The record is from the annotation of a GenBank genome assembly.